AUGGGUUACGGAGAAGUUGACCAGACUGCCAUCAACACCAUCAGACUGCUCGCAGUCGAUGCGACCGCCAAAGCCAACUCGGGUCACCCCGGUGCACCCAUGGGUAUGGCCCCUGUCUCGCACGUUCUUUUCAACAAGUUCAUGCGUUUCAACCCCAAGAACCCCGACUGGGUCAACAGAGACAGAUUCGUUCUCUCGAACGGUCACGGUUGCAUGCUCCAGUAUGCUCUCCUCCACUUGUUCGGCUACGCUGUGAGCAUGGACGACCUCAAGGCUUUCAGAACCAUUGACAGCAUCACCCCCGGUCACCCCGAGGCUCACGACACCCCCGGUGUCGAGGUCACCACUGGCCCUCUUGGUCAGGGUUUCGCCAACGCUGUUGGUCUUGCCAUGGCUCAGGCCCAGACCGCCGGUACCUUCAACAAGCCCGGCUUCGAGCUCAUCAACAACUACACCUACUGCUUCUUCGGUGACGGUUGCGCCAUGGAGGGUAUUGCCUCUGAGGCCGCUUCCACUGCCGGACACUUGCAGCUUGGCAACCUCAUCGCCAUCUACGAUGACAACCACAUUUCCAUUGACGGUGACACCAAGUGCGCCUUCACUGAGGAUGUCAUGAAGCGUUUCGAGGCCUACGGCUGGCACUGCGAGUACGUUGAGAAGGGUGACACUGACCUCCAGGGUAUCGAGGAUGCCAUCAAGAGAUGCCGUGAAGUCAAGGACAAGCCCUCAGUCAUCAAGCUCACCACCACCAUUGGUUUCGGUUCCCAGCUCCAGGGUACCGGCGGUGUCCACGGUAACCCCCUCAAGGCCGACGACAUCAAGCACGUCAAGAAGCAGUUCGGCUUCGACCCCGAGAAGUCCUUCGUCGUUCCCCAGGAGGUCUACGACAUGUACCACAAGACCGCCGACGCCGGUGCCGCCGCCGAGGCUGAGUGGAACAAGCUCUUCGAGAAGUACGGUUCUGAGCACAAGGAGGCCCACGCCGACCUUGCCCGCCGUCUUACCGGCAAGCUCCCCGAGGGCUGGCAGAAGUCCCUCCCCACCUACAAGCCCGACGAUGCUGCUAUCGCUUCCAGAAAGCUUUCCGAGUCCGUUCUCGAGGCUAUCUACGAGGCUGUUCCCGAGCUGGUCUCUGGUUCCGCCGAUUUGACUGGCUCCAACAACACCCGCUGGAAGAAGGCCGUCGACUUCCAGCCCCCCAGCACCGGUAUUGGUGAGUGGAGCGGUCGCUACAUGCGUUACGGUGUCCGUGAGCACGCCAUGGCCGCUAUCAUGAACGGUCUCUCCGCCUACGGUACCCUCAUCCCCGCUGGUGGUACUUUCCUCAACUUCGUUUCAUACGCCGCCGGUGCCGUCCGUCUUUCCGCCCUGUCUCACCAGCGCGUUCUCUACAUCGCCACCCACGACUCCAUCGGUCUUGGUGAGGACGGUCCUACCCACCAGCCUAUUGAGACUCUUGCUCACUUCCGUGCCCUUCCCAACAUCAUGGUCUGGCGCCCUGCUGACGGUAACGAGUGCUCUGCUGCCUACUACGUUGCCCUGACCAGCCGUGAGACUCCUUCUCUCCUCGCCCUUACCCGUCAGAACCUGCCCCAGCUUGAGGGCUCCACCAUCGAGAAGGCCUCCAAGGGUGGUUACGUCGCUCUCGAGCAGGAGAAGGCCGAUGUCACCCUCGUUUCCACCGGUUCCGAGGUCGCCAUCUGUCUCGAGGCUGUCAAGACCCUCAAGGACGAGCACAACCUUACCGCUCGUGUCGUCUCCAUGCCCUGCAUGGAGGUCUUUGACGCACAAGACAAGGACUACCGCCUGUCGGUCAUCCCCGACGGUAUCCCCACCAUGUCGGUUGAGGUCAUGUCGACUCUCGGCUGGGAGAAGUACUCUCACGAGCAGUUCGGUCUCAACAGAUUCGGUGCUUCGGGUGCCUACAAGGACGUCUACAAGAAGUUCGAGUUCACCCCCGAGGGCAUUGCCAGCCGUGCCAAGAAGACUGUCGACUUCUACAAGGACGUCAAGCCCCUUCGCUCCCCCAUCAACCGUGCCUUCCUCCAGCUCAUCUAA
Aureobasidium melanogenum CBS 110374 is the source of this 2058-nucleotide messenger RNA. RefSeq names its product transketolase. Gene Ontology annotation, biological process: pentose-phosphate shunt. NCBI's taxonomy places the organism in Eukaryota, Fungi, Ascomycota, Dothideomycetes, Dothideales, Saccotheciaceae. The coding region runs from base 1 to 2058 and encodes 685 amino acids. Gene Ontology annotation, cellular component: cytosol. The record is from RefSeq and is a predicted model, not a curated record. The transcript is spliced from 5 exons. Gene Ontology annotation, molecular function: transketolase activity.